Mercenaria mercenaria is the source of this 5297-nucleotide messenger RNA. RefSeq names its product serine/threonine-protein kinase TAO1-like. Gene Ontology annotation, biological process: protein phosphorylation. NCBI's taxonomy places the organism in Eukaryota, Metazoa, Mollusca, Bivalvia, Venerida, Veneridae. The transcript has 20 exons. The record is from RefSeq and is a predicted model, not a curated record. Bases 447 to 3254 code for a protein of 935 amino acids. Gene Ontology annotation, molecular function: ATP binding; protein kinase activity.
ACUUCUGUACUGCACUAUUCCGGUGACGUAAUGUGAUACCUUCCUGAAGAUUAUUGUUGUUUUUAUCUUAAAUUAUUCCUCUUCCAGUUCUAAAAGGAUUUGCUUUGAGACUAAUAGUUAAAGUUCCAAUUUCUUUAUUACUUCUCUAACAGUCUGAGUCUGUUAAUUGCUUUAUUUUGAGAAUUGUAAAGGUCGUUAAAGCGCAUGUCAAAAGUUCGGCCAUCUUGGAAAAAAAAGAGGAUUGGAAUUUUUCAUUGUUUUGUUUCAUUCAGGCCGUUAAAUUUACAGAACUGCAGCGAAUUCCAUCCAUUGUGGAAGUGCAUGGAUGAAAACUAGUGUGAGAAGUCUGAAUGGGUUAGGUCGUUGAAGAGACAGUUUCUUAGAUGAUUACAAAGAGAAAAACCAAACCUGUUCGUUUGGAAGAAGACCUCAACUGAACCAGCAAAAUGCCGUCCCGCCCAGGGAGCCUGAAAGAUCCAGAGGUAGCUGGGUUGUUCACGACAGAUGAUCCGGAGAAGUUGUUUGUAGAUCUCAGAGAGAUUGGACAUGGAAGCUUUGGAGCUGUCUACUUUGCAAAGAACACUGCUACCAGGGAGAUUGUUGCUAUAAAGAAAAUGUCAUACAGUGGGAAACAGUCAGCAGAGAAAUGGCAGGAUAUUAUCAAAGAAGUAAAGUUUCUACGGCAACUGAAGCACAAACAUAUCAUCGACUACAAAGGCUGUUACCUCCGAGAACACACUGCAUGGCUUGUUAUGGAGUACUGCCUUGGGUCGGCAUCAGACAUCAUAGAAGUUCAUAAGAAAGCAUUGAAGGAGGUAGAGAUAGCACAGAUUUGUCACGAUGCACUCCAGGGUCUUGUGUAUCUACAUAGUCAAAAUAAGAUACAUCGAGAUGUUAAAGCUGGGAAUAUACUACUUACUGAAAAUGGCACUGUGAAAUUAGCUGAUUUUGGUUCAGCGUCACUGUCAUGUCCUGCCAACUCCUUUGUGGGGACACCAUAUUGGAUGGCCCCGGAGGUUAUACUUGCCAUGGAUGAGGGUCAGUACGAUGGGAAAGCAGAUGUCUGGUCACUGGGCAUUAUGUGUAUAGAACUAGCUGAGAGGAAACCACCACUAUUUAACAUGAAUGCAAUGAGUGCGUUGUAUCAUAUUGCUCAGAAUGAUUCACCCACCCUGGCUGGUGGAGAAUGGUCGGACGAUUUUAGAGCAUUUGUAGAUUCUUGUUUAGCAAAAAAUCCAGACGACAGACCCACUGCAGAACAGUUAUUACGGCAUGCCUUUGUGAAUCAGACAGAUGCGCACAAUGUGAUAUUAGACCUGAUACAGCGGACGAAAGACGCUGUACGGGAGCUUGAUAAUUUACAGUAUCGAAGAAUGAAGAAGAUAUUGAUGGCGGAGACGCCGUCAGAGGAUCAGGCUAGUCUAAAUGGUCCGGAGGAGUUCUUGUCUGCCGAAUCCUCACAGGAUGAAGCAGGUGAUAGCAGUAAAUCAAACAGUUUGGCCAGUCAGCAGAGUGCACACAGUAAUAGUUGUGUCUCAAACAGUAGUAGAAGUAGUAGUAUGAAUAGUCUACAAGGUGCUACCAAUGACGACGUUAUCACUUUCUCCAGAGACAGAAGUCCGUCCCCACCAGCGCUCCCCCCACGAUCUCCUAAACAGGUGCAGGUAUGCAUCGAGGACUGGCCUCUACAAACACGACCAACGUCUUACGGUCAUUUUGGACAUACGAAGGGUGCGGGGAAGAUGGAACCAGGUGGAAAUAACUUUGCAACAAUACGAACAACGCAUAUAGUGACCAAACAGAUUCAGGAGCACGAGCAUUCUAACGAACUUAAUGAACAAUUUGCUGGUUAUAAACGAAUGAGGAAACAGCAUCAGAAACAGUUACAGCAGUUUGAAACCAAAUAUGGUGCAGAAAUGGAAGAACAUAAAGUUAAGUUAGACAAGGAAUAUGAGACAACUAGACAGAGUUUUACAAUGGAGUUGGAAAAAUUAAAGAGAAAAAUGAUACAAGACUUGGAAAAGAGGCAAAAAACCAACCAAGAACAAGAAAAGAAGUUAAUGAAACAGAUACAGGCCAACCAAGAAAAAGAACGUAAAAACUUUGUUUCUGAACAGAAGAAGGAAUAUAAACUUAAUAAAGAACAAAUGAAAAAGAAUAUAGAUUCUAGUACACCGAAGAAAGAACGUGACGAUGCAAUACGAAAUCAGAAGGAAUCAAUGACAAUACGACAGAAAGAGUUAGAAGAUCGUUUAGAACGGCAACAAAGACAAAGUUUAGAAUAUGAAAUUAGAAAAUUCCGUCGAAGACGGUACUUGCAACAUCAUCAGUUAGAACAGGAACUACUCAGGGAGGAAUUGAAUAGGCGCCAAGCGCAGUUAGAAUAUGAACAUCAGAUGUUAUUACGACAUCACGAGUCAACGAGGGAACUGGAGUUUAAACAACUUGAGUCCUUACAGAAAUUACGGGAUGAUCAUUUGAAGAAACAGCAUCAUACAGAAAGACAAAAUCAACAGAAUUAUAACCUAAAAGCCGAACAAGACCUUCGGAAAAAACAUGCUCUUGAACAAAAACAGCAACCUCGAAGUUUACGGCAAAAAGAGCUACAGAUACGACGCCAGUUCCAUGAAGCAGUGAAGACACAACAGAAACAAUACAAAGCUUUGAAGGACCAUAUAAUUACAAACACUCCUAAAAAUGAAGUGAAAGCUGUAGCGAAAAAAUUAAAAGAAGAACAAAUGAGAAAAUUAGCAAUUCUUGGUGAACAGUAUGAGCAAAGUAUAGCCGAAAUGUUACAGCAACAAAAUAUGCGUCUUGAUGACUCACAACUAGCAGAAGAAAAUGAAUUAAAACAGAAAUUGCAACAGGAACUAGAGUUAUUGAUGGCAUAUCAGAGUAAAAUCAAAAUGCAAACAGAGGCGCAACACCUGAGGGAACGAAAACAGCUCGAAGAACGAGUAUCUCUGCGUAGAGCAUUAUUAGAACAAAAGAUGGAGGAAGAGUCGGCAAAAUAUGAACAAGAGAAGGCGGAGCGUAUCCGGCGUUGCCAGGAGAGACAGGCGCACGAAAUGGACGAAUUUGAUCACGAAACCGUUCAGUUAGGCAUGAACUCAUUGGAGUUAGCACAAGCUUCCGUGAGAGACAAUCAGUAUGACGAUAUGAGCAUACGUGGAAGCAUGAUAAGUCUGACUGCAAGUAGUAGUAACAGUUCCUUUACAUCACAACACAGCAAUUCACAGGCAUACAUUUCUUAAUGUAACACGAUUUUCGCAUAUAUGAUGGAAAAUACUAAAUACAAAAUACAAUCUGCAAGUCCGAAACUGGAUACAGCAUGUGUUGGAUAUAAAGCUGAUUAAGCAGAAGUGACCCUUGAAAAAUGAGUGAUUAUAAAGGGACAGAAUAUGUAAUUCAGCAGUAUUUCAGGAAAUAGACGGCUUGCGGAGUUUGUUCUCAAAAAUUGAGCUAGAAUAUAUACAUGCUCCAUAUACAACUAGCCACUAAUGUUCAACAGUACAAGUGCUAUGUGUUUGUAUAGGUUAGAAACAUGCAAUGUUUCUGUGGGUUCUUAAAGGAGAAAAGAAACUGCUAUUCCUGGCGUAAAACUGGGCAUGCGUUCAAGGCCAAAGGAAGGACAAGAAAACUGCUGCUAUAUAUACCAGGAAAAAGAACGUAACAAAUUUCUAUGCGAUACUGACUACAAUAUUGUGAUAUAUCCACAUUUAUUUAACCAUGCAUGUAGGUAAUAAUUAUAUCAAUACCAGUAAAUUAAAGUGAUUGGAAGCAAUAAUAGAACAUAUGAACCGGUUGUUUGAGAAGUAAAAAUGCAUUCUCAAGACAAAAAAAAAUUUAAAAACAUGAUUUUACGUGUGUAAAAUUGUUAACUUGUUCAAUACAGACUUCACCUAUUAGUUGGAUUAUUUAUCAUUACGAUCUAGUUCAUGUAUAAAUUAACAUUAUAUAAGGAUUGUUUAAUCAUUUAUUAUGUUGCAGCUAUUUUUUUAUACUUUUUGUUGAGUUAUUUUUUCCAUAACAUUUAUGCUACCAAAUGUACACAUUCUGGUGGUUCCAAGGUUAAAACACUUAGUUUGAUGACCAGUCUCAAAAUUCACAGAAAUGCAGCCUUGCCAUUGGUCAGUUUCAAGACUGUGAUCAGGAAUAGCCAAUAAUGUAAUGGGAAUUUUCAGACUGGUCUCCAAACAUAACAUUGGACCCUGUUCUUUGCUCUUCUAUGAUAUUAUUAUUGACCAUUUUUACCAAAGUCGUAGAUACGUAUUUUGUUGGGGGGAUAAAAAACAAGUGUUAGAAAUUUUAAUUACGGCAGUGGUCACAUACUUAUGACGGUUUUAUCAAUGAAUUCAUGCUUUUGGUGAAGAACCAUCACAGAGAUGUAAAUUGAAGUAGAAGGGCAGAAAUGAUAGCAUUAUCUGUAGCUAAGGUUUUAACUUGAUUCCAUUUGAUGUCUUUCAGUUAUAUUAUAACACUAUGCCAUUAACUUGUAGAUAGGGCUUUUUAAAGUUAGUAUCGUUAUAGAUAUUACAGGGUUUUAUAACUGCACUGUGAUGUCAUUAAUUGUAUUGUGUAUUGCGUGCUCAAUCAGUGCUACAUGGAAGCCACUGCUUAAUAUAUUAACUGGGAGAGAGAAUGAAAUCUUGGUAUAUGUGCCAGCGAUGCAUAUAGCUUGACUUAAAUAUCCUGUAUAUUGCAGUGUUACUGAGAUAGUAAUUCCUAGUGCGAAACUGACCUGUUUCUAGUGCCAUAAGGCUUAUGUUGUUUUUGAAAUACAUGCAAGUCUACUCGUAAAAGUUUGACACAUCUGACUAUAAAUAUUUCCAUUAUAGUUUUAUUGGGACUAGAACAGCUUCGUUUUGUAUUGGAUCUUUAAGAACUUUGUCGCACUGAACAGCAGGACAUAACAAAUGCAUAACAUUUAGUAACAUCACAGUAUGUUUAUAAUACCUAACUAUGACACAAAUAACAUUGUGAAAAUAAUGUAUUCAGAAUUUAUACAAGCAAAACUGCUGUACAUUACAAAUAUAGUACUUUGAUGAUAAUUGUAAGAAAUUGAUAGGAGUUCUAAAAAUGUUUCCCCAGGAAAAUCAAAACUUUUUAGAUCCAUAUAAUACAAAUAAAUUUUAAAACACAGUUUGGAAACUAAUUCAGUCCAAUUAAGACUUGUGUAAAAGUGAAAAAAAAAAACAAAAAAAACUUUCGAAAGUAAUAUUUAUUUUCCUCGCAAUGUUUUAUGCAAGUGCUAAUAAUUUAUUAUAUGAGCCAUGCCAUGAGAAAACCAACAUAGU